AUGAGCUUCGAACCGACUUUAGCGCCGCGGGCGUAUGGCGACGCGCAAGAUGGGACCGCCCAGAAGGGUUCUGUGCGGGCAGCGCGAGAGAGGAUGCAGGCCGCGCAAAUGCGAUCUCAACUACCAGACACAUCGAAGAUCAUAGGGCUACCACAACGACCUAACCAACUCGUGUCACACUAUGCCACCAGCAGGGACAAUGUGUCGCAGCCGAGAACGCCUACAGACCGCAGAGAUGAUGAGAGCAUGCCGUCUCCGCCCCCUCAGUGGCCUCUCCCUGACGACGCCAGUCCAACCAUACCGCCCCGUUCGCCCCACCGCUUACGCCCGCCGCAAUCCACCAUUCGUCCUAUAUCAGAAGACUAUCCUAUCCAGCAACUCUCCCCUGGGUCUCCACCUCCGCUUUCUCCGGAUUACCUCCAGCCUCCUCAAUUCAACCUGCGCAUAUCCAACAAGAGUACUGACAUGUACUCGCCAACAUCGCGGCCGUUCUCUGGUGCAUCAGAAGCAUCGUCACUCGGGUCCAUCCCAGACUUUCCCGUUCCUCAGCCGCCUAUGCCUACCGUGCAACCGCUUCCUCGUCGUGUUCCAAGUUUAGGCCCACCGCCCUCUUCACGAAGAGGUCCUUCGUCUUACUACACGCAGAUGUCUUACGUAUCUCCUAUUGUCGAAGAGUCAGAGGCUCGUUCGGACACUAUAAGAUCACGCCACGGUUCUUACGCCUCGAGUAAUGUCUUUCCCAUGCACGGCGAUGAUUUCUACCAGAGAGACUACCCACAGUCGGAUGAUGAUGAAACGAUACUAAGCGACCGUGGGACAAUGUCUCCUGCCAGUGAUCAUAACGACGAAAGUGGCCUUGUUAAGGAGUCGCCUACGCUCGUUCGACAGGCAAGUCUGGGCCGGAGGACUAAGCCUUCUCUCAUGACAAUCAAGUCUGUUGAUGGUAUCAACGAGAAGAAGAACGGCAAUAUCAAAAAAAUAGUGGCCGGCGCCAGUAUCGGUGCUGCUGGAGCAGGUGGCUUUUUCGCAGCAAGAGAUAUGGCACAAGGUUCACCUCUUCGAAGCUCGAUCCUGAGCAGUGGUACUGGACUCAUCGACCCGUCUCCAUCUUCCCCCGGAGGCUCGCUCAACAGCACUUUCCGAAACACCAAAUCCACCUCUCCCAGCUACACAGGCGCCGAGUCACCCAUCUUCCCAUUCCAGCCAGAACCCCGCUCGAAUACCCUGGCCGAACGUGUCGGGUUUAGGCGGCCGCCCAGGCUUGACAUGGACACUGUUCGAGACGCUGAAGCGCGAGGCAGUCUGACGAGUCUCCCCGAUUUGAUCCGCAGAGCAACAAGGCUAGCAGCUAAUCUCGACCGAGGGAGGACAGCCAGCCGAUUGGGUUUAGACUUCUGGGAGGCAGGUGCGCCAGAGCAGAAGAACGUUCGGAAGUCUCAGAACUCGUUGACGGACAUGCUUGCAGCAUUUCCUCCUCCAGGUCAGGAGACCCCGCAACGAUCAGACACCCCGGCUGGCAAUGCGAUGGCUGAGUGGCCGUCUUCAGGAGGAGCAGCAACACGCUCUGGAGGCGCAGACCAAGGCUACAGUAACGAAAAGCCGGUCAAGAAUCGGCGGAGAUGUUGCGGUCUUCCGCUAUGGACCUUCAUCACGUUGUUGAUCGUUCUCCUAGUCAUCAUAGCCGCAGCUGUUAUUAUUCCAAUUGUCCUCGUGGUCAUUCCGAACCAGAAUAAGAGCACCAACGCUGCCCAGGACAGUCAGAGUAACAACACCGUUCCUAGCGCCCCAGCUCCAACAUCGGGCGCUGGCGGCAAUUCUGAUAAUUGUCAGAAUGGGGGUGUCGCCAUCCAGAACGGAGAUCAGUCGACUACCUGCGUGUGCAUCAACGGCUUCACCGGAAGCACUUGCAGUACUAACGAUCAGACGGGAUGUACGACAACCAGCAUCAUGGGUACUGCGAACAACGCGACCGUCGGUUCCGGUAUCCCUCGAAUUGUUCAGAGCGCGACCGAGGACUUCAACGUGCCUCUUAAUGCAACUCGCAUCCUCUCGUUGUUCUCGAGCCUGUCACUCAGCUGCGCGGCUGAGAAUGCCCUCAUUACGUUUAAUGGCCUGACAUCCCGCUCUGUUUCGAUUGCGGACCUGUACUGCAAGCUCGGAAUUCCACUUUCCACCCGCUCGCUACCCACCCUGCUCUUGCCGCACCUAGCUGGCCAAGUCCAGGCGCGACAGGACGCCACUCCUAUCUCCAGCAACACGACCGCUGUCGACUUCGCCCGGGUAGGUGUGCUCUUCGCACUGCAACAAGACGGUAAACUUGACACUGCCGCCACCGCACAAGAGAGCGUUCAAGACUUCCUCACCGGCAACCGCAACGGCAACACUAACAAGAACACUGUCGACAUCGGCCCUUUCACUCUCGACCUCGUCGCCCUCACCAUCAAGUUCGACAACGGCACUACCAUCGGCGCCAAGUCGUAA
Didymella exigua CBS 183.55 is the source of this 2481-nucleotide messenger RNA. RefSeq lists its product as uncharacterized. The record is from RefSeq and is a predicted model, not a curated record. NCBI's taxonomy places the organism in Eukaryota, Fungi, Ascomycota, Dothideomycetes, Pleosporales, Didymellaceae. The transcript has a single exon. Bases 1 to 2481 code for a protein of 826 amino acids.